CUCACUCUCUCAAGCUUCUCCCAUUCGUUGGUGCCCUCUCAUAAGGCAACAGCAGCACUCUUCAUACACAAAUACAUUGAUAUCGAACCGCAAUCUAUCGUGGAUAAUUCAUACGUCGCAAGCGGUUCCCGCUUGUUUUCUACUGUACUUUUUUUUUAAAAUACAAAUAAUAUAUUAUAAAUUAUUUAAAAAAUAAUAUUUAAAUUUUUUAAAAAAUAGAAAAUAUAUUUUAAAUUUAUAAUAAAUACAUACGAGUAUGUGAAUUGUGUAAAAUAACUAUUUAAAAUAUAUUUUCUCAUUUGUACUUGUAUAUUUUAUAACAUUUACAAAGUUUAUUUCAUUCGUCUGUGUAUAUAGUUACUUACACUACUGUUGCUGAUCCUCGCCUCCUCGACGUCUCGUGGGGUCAGUGCCUGCUCGGAUCUUGAGCAGGAACACCAGUGGGGAUCGGAUCACUCCUCUUUCUAUCAUAAAUUUUUUAUAAAUUUAUUUUUUUUCAAUUUCAUUUGAUAGUUUGACGCGACAAACAAGUGUUUAUUUAUAUUUAUUAUUUAAAAAAUUACAAGAUUUUCUUUUUUUUCGUUUUUUUAUUUAAACAAUGUGAGUGAUUUUGUUUGUUUUGAUUUUUUUUUAAUUAUUAUUAUUAUAUUACGUACAUUGAACUUGAUAAAUAAUUUUUUAUAUUGUUUUUUUAUUUUAUUUUAAAUUUAAAAGUGAAAUUAAAGGUGGUGAAUUUCUAGGGCGUAUUUCCGAUAUUCGGUUUAAUCCUGGGUUUCUUGGUGCAUUGAAUUCCUUUGACUGAGUGUUUGAUUAAAAACUUGAAUAUAUAUUUAUUAUCACUGUGAAAAAGCAAAAAGUAAUUAUAGAAAAUAAAAAUAUAAAAAUUUAAGACAAAUAGACUUGAGAGUGUUUUAAAGAAAAGUGUGAUUAAAAAAGUUCGUGACUCAUGUGUGAAUAGACAUUUAAAUAAUAAUAAAAAAAAUUAAAAAAUAAUAAUAAUAUAUUAAAUGUCAAGAUACGUGAGGAUUUGAACUUAUCUAAAAAUAUUUUGACAAUGACUAAUGAACUCCAGAAUGAUGUUGGAUUUAAAUAUUCUCAAAGUGCAGAAUUAAAUGUUUGUAUAAACAGAGUAAAAAAAAGUAUCAAACAAAAUUCAGGAUAAAAUAAUUAUACCAUGAGAUACAAGAAAUAUAUUUUAAAAAAAUAAUUCAAACAAUCUUUGACGCAAGUGGUUUUGACAUAACAAUAAGUAAAUUAUAAAGAAAAAAAAAUUGAUGAAGAAUCAAGAUAGAAGGUGAUCAAAGUGAACAAAGAAACACAAUUGCGUCUUAAAGUUGGAAAAUUUUUAUUAAGAAUGGACCAUGUAGAUGCUAAUUUACGAUUGAUGUUAGAAAAAUUAAAAUGGCCAAUGAGAUGUGACGGCCUAUCAUCAAAAUUAUCAAUAAAUUUAUUUUUAAUAAAUUUGAUUAACAGUGAUAAGCAUUAUUUAACAUUGGCAUUUAAAUUAUUUGAUGGCCAGUUGGCAGUCAAUACAGCGAUGCGACGAUGAGCCCCGUGUGUGCUGAGGCCAAAAUAAGGCUGGCCAUGGACCUUGAAGAAACAAGAAACGGCAACAUCGAAACCGACGAGGAUUACACAAAUAUCCACUUCAUCGUCGGCGAUCGAAGGGAAAUUGCAAGCUUUCGACCUGAUCAAGUUACCAAUAAAGAGCUUAAGGAGCUUUUUAGAAGUGCAGCAGAGGCAGGACCUCAAGAUAUAGUGAAGCUUCGAAAAGGUGAUAAAUUGCUAAAUAUAACAGCUCAAUUGUCAGCCAAUACAAUAGACACACCAUACGUAUUACAGAUUGUUGGUGCACAUUUACCAACAUCAGGAAUGAUUGAAGCUGACCUGUUGCGAGAACUUGAGCGUCGAAUAUCAUCGUUGGAACGUGAGAUUCGACAACAACAGGAUGCAAUAUCAUCAGAACCAUCACUUGCACUACGUGAACUCAAAGAUCAGAUGGAUGCAUUUAGAACAAAGCUUGAAACUACUGAGCAUCUCAGUUGGCUUGGUUUUCAUAAAAAAUUGCCUAGUCCUGUGUCAUCUGAAGCAUGCAGGCGCUUGCAGUAUCGUCGAAAAAGUGACAGUGUUAAACGUCAAGUACGUGAAGAAUUUCUUAAAAUUUGUGAUAUAUCAUUGUCAUUGAGCGUCAAUAAAUGGCUUCGUUCACCUGCAUUUGAUGCUGGACAAUGGAAAGAUGAGGAAUUAUUAUUGAUGCUUCAAACAAUGUUUAUUGAACUUGAAUUACCACAAAAGUUUGAUAUACCAUUUCCAAUACUUCGUAAUUUUCUUUAUGAAGUAUAUAAUAAUUACAAUGCAGUACCAUUUCACAAUUUUCGUCAUUGUUUUUGCGUUGCCCAAAUGAUGUACGCAAUUGCAUGGGCUGUUGAUCUUCCAAAUAAAAUUGGACAUUUAGAAGUAUUGGUACUUAUUGUAUCAUGUAUUUGUCAUGAUCUUGAUCAUCCUGGUUAUAAUAAUAUUUAUCAAAUAAAUGCAAGAACUGAAUUAGCAUUGAGAUAUAAUGAUAUAUCACCAUUAGAAAAUCAUCAUUGUUCAGUGGCAUUUAGAGUUCUUGAAUCACCAGAAUGUAAUAUAUUAGCAUCACUUGAUUCAACAACAUAUAGAACUGUUCGUGAAGGAAUAAUAAGAUGUAUACUUGCAACUGAUAUGGCAAGACACAAUGAAAUACUUGGACAAUUUAAUGAUACUAUUUCAGAAUUUGAUUAUUCAAAUAAAUCACAUAUUAAUUUGUUGUCAAUGGUUUUGAUAAAAGUAGCAGACAUAAGUAAUGAAGCUCGUCCAAUGGAAGUUGCAGAACCCUGGCUGGACCAGUUACUGCAAGAAUUUUUCAAACAAAGUGAUGCUGAAAAAUUAGAGGGUCUUCCAGUAACACCAUUUAUGGAUCGUGAUAAAGUUACAAAACCAUCAUCACAAUGUAGUUUUAUUGGUCUUGUUUUACUUCCAUUAUUUGAAUCAUUAGGUGAAUUAUUAACUGAACUUGAUGAUUUAAUUGUACAACCAGUACGUGAUGCACUUGAAUAUUAUCGUCGUUUAAAUGAAGCAGCAAAAGAUGAACGUCAUCAUCGUAAAAGUAUUGUUGAUGUUGGUGAAUCAACAUUAUCAACAAUGCCAAUAAAUACAAAUACAAAUACAACAUUAUCAUCAUCAUCAAUUGUUAUUAAAUCAACAUCAUCACAAAGUAUGAAAUCAAAAAGAUCAAUAUGUAGUACAUUACGUUCACGUUCACGUUCACGUUCAAUUGAAGAUGAUAAUGAUAAUCAGCUAAUUGAAGAUGAUGCUGAAAAUGAUAAUGAAAGUUCAGAUCCAGAAACAGCAACUGAAGUUGAAAUAUCAGAAAAAACAUUAAAAUUUAAAAUAUCAACUGAAGGUAAUAUUGCAACAACAUCUGCUGGACGUAAAAGUUAUCCAGGUAGUCGUAAAGGUAGUAGAGAAAAAUCAUCAUUUGAUUAUUAUCAUAAUAACGAUUUGGUUAAAGCAAUUAAAGAUCAUGAACGUGAAAGAAAAAAAUCACGUGGUGAAAUUAUAAGUAGUGAUAUGAGUUCACCAGUUAGUGCUAGAUCUGGUGAUGAUACACGUAUUAUUGAAGAAUAUGAAAAAGAUGAUAAUGAUACCAAUGAAAAUGGUAUUAAUACAGAAAUUAUAAAUAAUAAUAAUACAAAUAAAUCACCUAAAAAAAAAACAACAACAACAACAUCAACAACAAAAAUAACAGAAAAAACAACAAUGACAACAACAUUCAAUGAUAAUGAUGGAGAUGAUGAUAAAAUAAUACGUAAAGAUAUUAUUGUUAUUAAUGAUUGUUGUUGUUGUGAUGAUAAAACAACAGUCAAUAAUCAUAAAUCAUUAUUAUCAAGAUUACGUAAUUUUACUGAUCGUCUUAGUAUUAGUUUUGAUUCAAAAGAAUCACCAUUAACAAAAACAUCUAAAAAUCAACAACAACAAUUUGGUAAAUGUUUAACUAAAAGUAAUUCAGUUAUGACUAGUUGUACUAGUCAAUCAACAACAACAACAAUGCCAUCACCAAAACAAAAUAAUUUGCUUGUAUUAUGUAAACGUUGUAAUUUGGUUAAAACAAAUAAUAUUAAUAAAAAAGAUAGUCAAAUUGUAACACAAUUUGAUAAACGUGCAAUGACAUUACCAAAAACUAAAAAAUCACAUGAUGGUAAAAAUAAAAGUUGGCGUAUGGUAUUUACAAAAGAUAAAAGACCAUCAUCAUCACUUGAAUUAUUUCCAUCAUCAAAUGAUAUUGUUGAUACACAAACAAUAAAACAUAAACGUAAUUUAUCAAAUCCCGAAGGUAAAAUAACAAUAAAUAAAUCACAAAGUUUAAAAUUAACAAAAGAACAACAAAAAAUAUUAAAUUUUCAUGAAAUUGAUAUUAGAAAAAAAUUAAAACCAGAAAUUAUUGUUCUACCAGGUAGUUCAAAUUUACUUGAUGAAAAUAUUGAAAAAGUUGAAAUAAGAAGAAGUUCAGCAAGUAUGGAAGAUAUAUCAAAAAUAACAAAACAAAAUGAAAAUUUAUUAUUGGGUACAUUGGAAAAUAAAACAAUUGAUGAUUUACAACAUACUGGUAGUCUUGAUUCAAUGUUAUACAAUGAUUCAACUAAAAUUAUUAAAAAACCAUUUGGUUUUUCAUCACCAAGUAGUACUAAAAAAUCAACAACUGGUGGUAUAUUUUCACGUUUUAAAUCUGGUAUGAGUAUUGAUGGUACACGUACACCAAGUAACAGUGGUUCAUUGCAUGAUCAACCAUCACAAAGUGGUUGGAUAUCAUCAUUAACUGCUAGUUUUCGUCCAAAGCGUCAUACAAAUGAAUUACCAUCAUCACCUGGACAUGAAGAAGUCAAGUGAUAUAUUUUUAGCGAUAAAAAAUUAUCUUGUUGCACUGGUUAAUUCAAGUCAAUACUAUAUUAUAUCGCUGGAUUGUUGUUUCCAUUUUUUUUUUUUUUUUUGGAUCUUGUAUUUACAAAUUCAAAUGAUCAACUUGAUCAUCAAUUGAAAUGCAUAAUUAUUGUGAAUUAAAAUAUUAGUGGUGAUAUAAAUCUUUGAAUUUUAGAAGUGGUAAAGUCAAUCGUUAGGCUCAAUAUUAAAAUUUUCAUGAUGAUGACGGUUUUAAUCGAGUGAUAAAUAUAAUUGUUUGAUCAUUUUAUUUAUUGUCAAACCAAAUAGCCUAAUAAAGUAAUUAUUAAUGUUGUUUGUUAAAAACAUAAAUGAAUCAAAUGAUUAAGAAAACAUUUUAACAAAAAUAUAUAAAUGUAUAUUGAAUAUAUAUUAUUAUUAUUAAAUAUAUAUUUAAUAUUAUCAACAUGUGUAUGAAUUAUUAUAAUUAUUGUUUAGUUUGUAGUUUUAAAAAAUAUUUAAAAAUCGUAGACAAAAUUAUUGGUAAUUAAAUGCAUCAACGAAAUAAAUGUGAAACGAUAAAAUAUUCACAAAUCACAGUAUUGUUAUUUCUCAUAAUUUAAAUGUAAUAUUAUUAUUAAUUUUUAUUAUUAAUAUGACAAAUGUGCGUUUAUUAUUUUAUUGUAUUUUAAUUUUGUGGUUCAUUAAUUUUUCGAGCGGUAUUCAUGAUAUUUAAAUGAUAAAAUUAUCAAUGUAAAAAUUAAAUUACAAAUAUUCAUGAAAACAUAACAAAAAUUAAGGGCUGUUAUGUUUUUUUUUUUUUUUUUAUUUAUUACUUUAUUAGUGUUAUUUUGAAUAUUGAUUUAAAAAAUAACGAGUAAAUGGUUUUUUUGUUUUUUAUUUUUAAUGUUGAAAAAUGAAAAUAGAUAUUAAAUAAGUAGAUGAAAAAUAUCGUUCAGUUUUAUAGGUCAUGUAGAAAUGACUAGAUAUUAAUCAAUCAACAAAUACAUUAAUCACAUGAAAAAUAAAUGAAUAAUCGAAUGAAAAAUGAGAAAAAAACUAUAAAUUCAUUAAACAAUUAUUAUUAUUUUUUUUUAACUAUACAUUUAUUUUCUCUUGUUUGCAAUAAUAAUCAUUUUGAUUGUUUAAAUAUUUAUAUUUUUAUACUUCACCAGUGUGUAUAUGUUUACUAUUAUUAAUAUUUUUUUUUUUUCUAUACGGCGAUUUUAACGCAUGUAUUUUUGAACUCUAGUCUUAUGUUUAUAUCGUCAUUGUCCCAAUAGAUUGGACUAAAAAAAAAAAAACAAUUUAAUUAAUUAAUUUUUAUGACUGUCGUACAAUUUUUUUUUCUUUGUUUCUUGUUACCAAAAUCCAAUAAUUUUUUAAAUUAAUUUUUUCAACAUGAUAGUUAUAUAAUAACAAAACAAAAAAUAUAAAAAAAAAAAAAAUACAUUUCAAUCCUACGACCAAUUUUAUUAACUCUAAAAAAGUGUACUUCUCAAAAAAAUUAUUUUAAAAUAAAAAAUGAACAAAUAUUUUUAUGCCAGUUGAAAAAAAAAACAUAUAUAAAAUUACAUUCCGGAAUUUUAAUUGAACCAAAAUAAAAUAAUAAUUAUUAAAAAUUCAAAUGAAACAAGUCUCUAUAAUUAUAUUAAAAAAAAAAAAAAAAAAAACUACUACCUGUGCCUGAUGUUUGUCAUUUAUUUAUUUAAAUUAACUUCCUGUCUCUCUUCGAUAACUUGGCCUAAUUAUUAAUUAAUGUGGGUCAUCAUACAGCAUCCACAAAUAGUUUUUUAAUUUAUAAUAUUAUUUUAUUAUUACUAUUAUAUAUUUUGUAAAUUUAAUUUUUAUCCUUAUAAAUAAUUAUCAAAUAUCAUUGCCGAGUUAGUCAAUUAAGAUAAUAUAAUUCGUAAAAAAAAAAAAAUUAAUAAUACAAUAAAACUAUUCAUCGACAUCUGAAUUUGAAAAAUAAAUAAAAAUCAUUUAUGUUAAAACUUAUCGUAUAAUGUUUAUAGAAUUAAAAAGAAAAAAAAAUAUCGAUGAUGCACUUUUUAAAGAAAAAUUAAUGCACAUUUAAGCUCGACGUUUAAAAAUAUUGAUUGUUUUUUUUUUUCAUUGGAAAUAUGAUAAUUAAUGAAAAUAAUCUUGUCAUUUAUUGUUUGAAUAAUUUAAAAAAGGCGUUUUUGUGAUUGUAAAUAUAUUUUUUGCCUUAUUUAUUUGUGGAAAAUAUAUAUCACUACUGAUUAAUCAAUUUAAAUUUAAUCAUGAUAAAUAAAUUACAUUAAAAUAUCAUUGUUUGUGACAAUAUAUUCAAACAAACUAAUAUUUAAAAAAAUAUAUAUAUCUAUAUGGAAAAAAACUAAUGUCUUUAAUAUUUAAGAAAUCGUAUGGAUUUUACGUAAAGUAUGACUUUGAAUUAAUAAAAUCGCUCGCAGGCGAGUCGAAAAAUAAUUUUAAAAAAUAAUCCAUAAAGUAAUUAAUGUCAAAAAAAUAUAAUUUUUCUUUUUUAGUUAAUUCAUAGUUAAUUGGUGUGUUUAAUUAUAACUGUUGAAUGAAAAAUUAAAGCAAAAGAAAUUUUUUUUUUUUUUCUUUCAUCUCAAUUAUUUAUUCACUUGGAUUGAUAUUACAUUGUCAAAAUAAGAUAAUGAAAAAAGAAUACUACGUAAAAAAGUGUAUUACAAG
Aphidius gifuensis is the source of this 7581-nucleotide messenger RNA. RefSeq lists its product as uncharacterized. Gene Ontology annotation, biological process: cGMP catabolic process. The coding region runs from base 1546 to 4911 and encodes 1121 amino acids. NCBI's taxonomy places the organism in Eukaryota, Metazoa, Arthropoda, Insecta, Hymenoptera, Braconidae. The transcript is spliced from 11 exons. The record is from RefSeq and is a predicted model, not a curated record. Gene Ontology annotation, molecular function: 3',5'-cyclic-GMP phosphodiesterase activity.